AUGAAUCGAAGGGUGGAGGUGCUGGAAGAUUUCAACGAAGAACAGGGCAUAUUAGUUACGCCCCUUGUUAAGGUUGCUGGUUUUAGGACUGUGUUUCAAAGGCAUACAGAUCGUGAUCAGGAGAGAAGGAUUCUUAAAGAGGAAAUGUUUCGAUUCUCUCAUCAGUUGCUGACUGGUCAAGAAGCUCAGAAUGCUCCAAAGGGUUGUCGAGAGUUGGAUCCAGUCGCUACUCCCUUAGACCUCCUUCAAAUAAUGACAGAAGCUAACGGGACAUCGGAUAAUGCUUAG
Molecule: messenger RNA, 288 nt
Organism: Sphenostylis stenocarpa
Lineage: Eukaryota; Viridiplantae; Streptophyta; Magnoliopsida; Fabales; Fabaceae
Source: the annotation of a GenBank genome assembly